AUCAUUCUUUACAACUUUCAAUAUGGAAAUUCAACUCUCUUCAUUCGCUUCUUCUUCCUUUCUUCUCAUAAUUCUCGGCUUGGUAGGCUGCCUUUUCGAACCAACUACUGGCCGCCAUGGCCGCGUUCAUGGAGGAAUCGCAACGUAUUGGGGCCAAAACAUAAGAGAAGGGCGGCUGACCACAGCCUGUGCCACCGGAAAGUUUCAAAUUGUCAACAUUGGGUUCCUCUCGACGUUCGGCGACGGUCAGCCACCGCAGGUGAACCUAACACGUCACUGCAAUCCUAUUUGCAACGGUUGUUGGAAUGUGAGUGCAGGUAUCGUCAACUGUCAAAAUGACGGCGUUAAAGUCAUGCUCUCCAUUGGUGGCCCUCAUGGAAACUACUCCCUCUCCUCCGCCGCUGAGGCGCUCGACCUUGCCGACUACAUAUGGAACAACUUCCUCUAUGGCCACUCCACUUCACCACGGCCGUUUGGUUAUGCACCAGUGGACGGCGUGGAUUUCAGGAUUGAACGAGGAGAAUUCUCCCCUUACUACACUCUACUUGCUCGGCGGCUACACGAUUACGGCCGGCAGUGGGGCCGGAAAGUGUACCUAACGGCGGCUCCACGGUGCCAUUUCCCCGACAAUUACUUAACCCAAUCGCUUCACACCGGACUUUUCGACUACGUUUGGGUUAGAUUUUUCGACGACCAGAAAUGCCAGUACAAUUCCGGUAACCCAUCUGGGUUCCAGUCGUCGUGGAUGCGGUGGAUACAUUCAAUUCCGGCGAGAAAAUUUUACUUGGGAAUUCCGGCAUCUGAAGAAGCCGGAGAGGGGUACGUGGCGCCGUCGGUGCUGAUGAGAAAAGUGUUACCGUUUGUUAAAAGAUCCGCCAGCUACGGUGGCGUUAUGCUUUUCGACUUGUCGAAUGAUGUUCAAACUAACUAUAGUUCUUUAAUCAGUGGUAGGGUUUGAAAUUAUGAAAUUAAAUCAUUAUUAAUCACCUAAUUAGGGUGGCUUUGAGGUUUGUAUUAAUAGAGAAACCAUUUUUCUUUUUUCUUUAA
This is a messenger RNA of Cucumis melo (muskmelon), 1047 nucleotides long. RefSeq names its product acidic endochitinase-like. Gene Ontology annotation, cellular component: extracellular region. Gene Ontology annotation, molecular function: chitinase activity. The coding region runs from base 23 to 958 and encodes 311 amino acids. Lineage: Eukaryota; Viridiplantae; Streptophyta; Magnoliopsida; Cucurbitales; Cucurbitaceae. The record is from RefSeq and is a predicted model, not a curated record. The transcript is spliced from 2 exons. Gene Ontology annotation, biological process: carbohydrate metabolic process.